Colossoma macropomum (tambaqui) is the source of this 2060-nucleotide messenger RNA. RefSeq names its product coiled-coil domain containing 181 (gene ccdc181). The record is from RefSeq and is a predicted model, not a curated record. Gene Ontology annotation, molecular function: microtubule binding. NCBI's taxonomy places the organism in Eukaryota, Metazoa, Chordata, Actinopteri, Characiformes, Serrasalmidae.
UUAAAGGUGAAGUGUCCGCGCGCACAGGUGAGCGGAAAAGAAGAGCGCGCGUGCAAACAGAGCGGCUGAUAAACAGAGAGACAAACUGACUGGUAUUCACCUCUAAACACCGCGAGCGGCGUCACCUCUACAGUGAGAGGAGAGAGAGAGAGAGAGAGAGAGAGAGAGAGAGAGAGAGAGAGAGGGGAUGAGUGUGGCGGUGAGCAGUAACGUUCAGGAGGAAUAUGAGGACGACUUUGAGAAAGAUCUGGACUGGCUGAUCAGCGAGGAGAGUAAGAGUGAGGAGCAGGAGGAUGAAGACAUUGAAGCUCAGAUAGACAGAGAGUUAGAAGAGGAUGAGGAGAGAGUGAGGGAGGCUGACGAAGGGCGGAGUGAGGGGGUCGCAGAGGAUGAUGGAGAAGAAGAAAGAUGGCCAACGCCCAUGGAGCCGCUGGAGGACUCUGAUGUUGCUGCGACGCAGGCUGAGGAUGAUGACGAGGAAGAAAAGAAAAUGAUGCUGCAGAAGAUCGAACAGGCCAACAGGCAGCUGCAGGAUCAGGAGGUUCCUGACCAGACGCGCCGCAGACGGCUGCAGUUCAAAGACACGUUGGUGGACUUGGUAGUGCCAGCUCAGGACUACAGCUCAAACAGUCUGCAGAGCGCCCCCUAUGGGGACUCCAGUCCUGUGCCGGGGGUGGACCCUGAAGUGGACGGCGACGUGUCCGGUCAGAUGCUGAAGCUGAGGAUCUCUCCGCAGGAGGAGAGCCAGGGAGUGGAUGUAGGGAGAGAGGGAGCGAGAGAGGGACGAGUACUGGUGGAGAAGGAUGGAAAGUUUGACCUGGUCAGUCUAAGAGAGGUGGAGAGCCAGGGCCUGCUCCCGCCUCUGCCUGUUUCCCAUAGCGACGGUCCUCGGGGAUCCCCACGACUCGAAACCAGCAAAAGCCCCUCUUCUUCCCCGAAACCUGCGGCUCCUGAACCCCUACAUGUCCCCAAACCUCCAUCACGGCCCCGAGCGCGGCCAAACUCAGCCAGCCAUACGUACAGAACAGCAGGCAGGCCGGGCAGCAAGCGCAGGGUCCAGUCCGCUAACGGAGCUCCGACACACGCCACCUUCACCCUCUCACCACAGCAGAAAGAGCUACUGACCAAACAGCAGCAGAAGAGAGAGAGAAUGGCCAGAGAGGAGGAGGAGCGGAGGCGUGAGGAAGAGGAGCAGAAGCGUCAGGCCAAUGAACUGGCCUUCCGGGCGUGGUUGCUGAAGAAGAGGCAGCAGCUGCAGGAUGAGAGGAGAGUGCACAGAGCUCAGGAGAUGGAGAAGAUGAGCUGCAAGAGGGAGUGCUGCGAUCCAGAGGAGGCAUUUAAGCUGUGGUUGCAGAGGAAGCAUGAGCAGCAGCUGAAGGAGAAGCAGCUGGAGGAGAUGAAGAGGCUGGAGCAAGAGAGCAGCAUCUACAUCCACCGUCCAGAGGAGUCCGAGAAAGCCUUCAGACUGUGGUUGAGGAGGAAGCGGGUGGAGAAGCGGGCGGAGCAGCAGGCCGCUCGUGAGCGUUCCAGGAGGCUGGUGUUCGAAGAGCGGCGGGCCAGGCGCAUGCGGGACCUCCUCUGCACCGUCAAUGAGAUCCAGUCCUUCCGCUUCACCGACCCUUACAGCUACAGAUUCUGAACUACUCCUGUACUGCAAUCACCAUGGCUACCAUAACUCAACUCCUUCAAUACCGCUGUCACCACAGCUACCAUAAUUGAGCCCCCCAGUUCUGCAUGAACCAUGGCUACAACAGCUGAGCCCUUCUGGUUCCACAGUUACCACCACUACCAAAACUGAGCUCCUCCAGUUCCGCAGUCAUGACAGCUACCAUAACUGAGCUCCUUCAGUUCAGGGAUCACCAUGGCUAUGACAGCUGAGCCCUUCUGGUUCCACAGUCGCCACUGCUACUAUAACUGAGCACCUGAAGUUCCACAGUCGCUACAGGUACCGUAACUGAGCUCCUCCAGUUCCACAGUCAUCAUGACUACCAUAACUGAGAUCCGCAGUCACCACGGCUACUGUAACUGAGCUCCUCUAGUUCUGCACUAACCAUGGCUAC